This is a messenger RNA of Leucoraja erinaceus (little skate), 3386 nucleotides long. RefSeq names its product ring finger protein 4 (gene rnf4). Gene Ontology annotation, molecular function: transcription factor binding; zinc ion binding. The record is from RefSeq and is a predicted model, not a curated record. The transcript has 8 exons. Gene Ontology annotation, biological process: positive regulation of transcription by RNA polymerase II. The coding region runs from base 337 to 969 and encodes 210 amino acids. NCBI's taxonomy places the organism in Eukaryota, Metazoa, Chordata, Chondrichthyes, Rajiformes, Rajidae.
CCCCUGCCCCCUCGGCCGGAGGCUGCCAGGCCGCGUCCUCUCAGCCCAAUGCAUGUGUACCUUCAUGUCCUGCCCUGCUGCAUCACGUUCUGGUAGAUUGCCUCUUCUAAAGCAUUUCCAGCUUUACCAAAAAUACUGAAUUUCACUUGAAGGAGCUAAAAGGACACUUUAAUGCUUUCUAUAAAUUAAGAAAACCUGGAGACGCUGAACGUACAGACAGCAGAAGUGUGGCUAAACAGAAUUUAAGCAUUGGGUUGGAAGACAUCCCAGGACUGUAACUGGUGAAAAGCUUUUAAUUCAUCUCAACCCUUUCCUUAAUUUUAAUUUUGGAUCACAAUGAGCACAGCUCCCAGGAAACGCAGGAUGAUACCUUCCCAGCAGGCGAGAAGGGUGCGGCGACGGCACAGAUCUGCAGAAGUGGAGGAGCCACAAGCAGACAUGGUUGAAAGUGUCCCGGCAGGUGGCGAGGUGGUUGACCUGACCUGUGAAUCCACUGAACCUGUGGUUGUUGACCUCACCAACAAUGACUCUGUGGAGAUUGUGGAUGAAGAUCUCUCCUCGACAAUCAAUCAGCCGAGUUCAGCUGAAGACCAUCCUGGCAGAACGCAGUCAGAUAGCUGCAUUCUUUGCAGUGAUGAAGAAGAUGGCAGAGCAGACGGGAGCAGCAGCCUGUCUGAUCAAAGCGAAGCAGGUGGACCUCAGGGACAACACCUUCACUCCGCCUUGUGCAACAAAGACUUGGGAUCUGAUCAAGUUGUUUACGGCAAGUCUUCCUCAGGAACCAUUAGCUGUCCUAUUUGCAUGGACGGUUACACAGAGAUUGUGCAAAGUGGGAGGCUGAUUGUCUCCACGAAAUGUGGUCACGUCUUCUGCAGCCAGUGCAUCCGGGACUCUCUCAAAAACUCACACAUGUGUCCGACCUGCAGAAAGAAACUCAACACACGCCAGUACCACCCCAUCUACAUCUGACCGCCGGUGGGGAGGGAUGGGGGUGUUUUCCUGGUGAAAUGGAUCCACCCACCUGCGCGUUGGCCCCUCCCUCGGAAUCCCGCGACGUUCUACAGCUUCUGCAGCGGGCAGGCAGGGGGCGCUCUGCGUCGGAGACCGAAGCUCGCCGUGCCGGCCGCCCGUCCCUGCCCAUCGCACCCCAUCGACUUGGUUGUGAUUUUUGUUUCUGAAUGGGGUUUGGGUGGGAGGGGACGGGCAACGGCGGCAGAUGAGAAAUAAAGCAAAGCUCCAGCGUGCUCCAGUUGCCAAGUGAACUCCAGCGUGUGUUUUGUACAUGGUUUUACUUUUGUUUUUUUCUACGCUUUCCAUCUCUCGCUGCCACCCCUCCACCUGGAAUCAGAGAAUGGCCGCGUGCAGUCGAUGGAACCCGCCGCGGUUUCCCAUAGCAACGUCUUCAAUCUGCUGCUCUGCCUGGUCCGCCGACGGAGAGCGCUGUUUAAUGUGAAGAUUGGCACAAAAUACUGGAGUUACUCAGUGGGUCGGGCAGCAUCUCUGGAGAAAAGGAAUAGGUGACGUUUUGAGACGAGACCCUUCAGACUGGGAGUUGGGGGAGAGGCAUGAGAACAUACAGUACAAAUCAGAGGUUGGCUGUGGAGGUGGUGGCAACGAGGGGAUAUGAACAGUGAAUCGAGCAGGAUGACGAGGGUGGGGGAGGGACAGUGAGAAGGAAUGCAAGGGUUACUUGAAAUUAAUCGUGAAUGUUUCAGGUCUGGACCCUUCUUCAGACCCUACCGCCUCAAAACGUCACCUAUUCCUUCUCUCCAGAGAUGCUGCGUGACCCGCUGAGACCCAAGCAUAUCGUGCAUAUCUUUGGUAUAAACAAGCAUCUGCAGUUUCUUCCUACACCGUUGAAUCUGACCUCAGUACUGCUCCACACCCAACACUGGACGGUAACACAAGAGACUACAGAUGCUGCAACCUGGAGCAAGGCAAAAACAUCAACUGCUUGAGGAACAGUGAGCCAGGCAGCGUCUGCAGAGGCAGAGCGAUGGCAGACACUUUGGCUGGAAGUCCAGAUCUCCAAACACCAACCAUGCCUCUGCCUCAUUAUUGAAACAUAAACUCCCGAUAGAAUUGAAUCAUAGCCUGCUUUUGUAUUCUAUUCCUUGAGCAAUAAAUGAGAACACCUCUCUUAUCUGCCUGCAGAAACAAGUAACCACAGAUGCUGGUUUACUACAAAAAAAAAGACAAAGUGCUGAAGUGACUCAGCGGGUAAGGCAGCAUCUCGGAAUAUGGAUAGGUGAUGUUGCGGUCAGGACCCUGCUUCAGGCUCAAAGAAGGCUCGAAAUGUCCGCCUAUCCAUGUUCACCAGAGAUGGUACCUGACCUACUGAGUUACUCCAUCACUGUGUCUGUUAUUUGCCUGAUUACCUUCUGUAUCGACUGUGCCAUCGACAAUGAUGUGCUCAGGAUACUGAAAUCACUAUCUCCAAAAAAACUCUAAUCUCCCUCCAUUUGGAUAAUAUGCAUUCUUUCUUCCCUCCCUCACCAUUCCCACCGCAGAUGCUGCCUGACCCAGUGAGUUGCUCCAGCACUUUGUGCUUUGCUGCUCCAAUUGGUACCUUACUUCCAAAUGAAGCUGUGACUGUCAAAUCCUAUACCGCUGGAGCAUUUGUGAUGGCGGGGGGGGGGGAGAAAGACAAUUGCAGGUUACCCAAGGACCACAAGCUUUUGGUUAGACCCCUCGAACUCAGGAAAUCUUUCAAAGCCUUACGAUUGUUGAUGGCUGGGUUUCAAGCGGUGUUUGAAGAGGGCUAGGAUUACUCUAUGCAUGGUUUCACAAUUCCAUUUUGCUUUUGAAACAUACUGUCUUUCUUUCCUCACUCUCCCUCUCUAUCCCCUCCCCCUCUCUCUCCCUCCCUCUCUCUCCCCUCCCUCUCUCUCCCUCUAUUUCCCCUCUCUCCCUCUUUCUCCUAUCCUGCCCCCAACACUCCCUCUCCCUCUCUCUCUCUCUCUCUCCCCCUCCUCAAAUCAAUCUCUAACUGAGGUCCUGAACAGAUGUAUCUUCAACCAAAGAUUCUGACUAUGGGCUUGGCUUCAGCAUCCAAGUUGGUCUGAGUAAAGACUGGCGUCUGGGAGAUUCAGCCCACCAUGAAACCAAAUUAACUUCAACCUGUUGAAAAUUCACAUCUCUUUGGAAAAUAAAAUAAAAGAUUAAGUUAGUUUAAAAAAAAAAUGUUACUGGAAGUAUUUUGAGUAAUUGGAGAAGUUUAUUUUAAUUGUCUGAACUAUUUGUGCUGUGGUGUUUUAUGGAUGUUGAAUAUUAAACAACCAUUAUGUCCUCUUGUCAAUUAUAAGUUAUGCCAAUUAGAAUGUUUUUUUUGCCACAAGGUGAAGGAUCUGAGGGCCAAAAUAAUUAAUAAAAGUAUCAGUCCCUCA